UCCGUUCUCACCUCUGCCAUUAAAUCAGUCAGUAGCCCCAGAUAAGCCACUAUUCCUAUUGCCUUAGCUCUGUAUCUGUAACAGAAUUGACAUAUCUGGAGAGUUGUGCUAAGGAUCAUCAUAUAUGAAAUGUCUAGAAUUCUCUAAAGCGUUACAGUUGAGCAACUACAGAAAGGUAACCAAAGCUACAGAAACCAGGAGGGGCUUGCUAAUUCAGGAAUGAACCAAACCAAGAAGAUGUCCCAAUUGGACCAUCAUCCUAUUGCCAUGACUGUGCUUCACUUCCCAGCCUUUACUCCUUCCCUUUACCUACCCUCUCUUGUUGCUUUAAACCAUGCAAGAGCUCUUCUUAAUGGAAACACUUUCUUCCUGGCUGUCUUAAAGCCCGGAGGGGACUCUUUCAAACUGAGGGAGCUGAAGACAUUGACUGCAGAGAUCAGUGGCCAAGCGGAAACAGAAGCACUCCUGGGGAAAGAGAGAAGGCAAAGCCUGGAGAUUGCACCUGAUACUGAAGUACAUCACUUACCCCCAGCACAUGAACUGCCUCCCCUUGGCCCUCGAGGGCCACGUCCUGCCAGAAGUUUGUGCCGGUUCCAGUCUUGGGGCAGCUUCCAUAGCCUUCGCCAGGUCUCCUCAUUGGAGAAUUUGGAGGCUGCAAAAUCUGAGUUCCAGGGAAAGUUCAGGGAAAGGAGAGCAAACUCAGAAGCAUCACAAAUCAAGACCAGCCAGAAUUCCACGUCGGACUCCGAUCUGAUGAAAUAUAGGACCAUCAGUCAGAUACCGCAAUUCACUCUCAACUUUGUGGAGUUCAACCUAGAGAAACACCGGUCAGGCUCCACCACAGAAAUUGAGAUUAUUGCACCACACAAAGUGGCAGAACGCACCCAGCAGAAUGUAACUGAAAAAGUCACUCAGGUCCUCUCACUGGGAGCUGAUGUCCUCCCUGAAUACAAGCUGCAGGCACCACGCAUUCACCGUUGGACCAUCCUGCACUACAGUCCCUUCAAGGCAGUAUGGGACUGGCUGAUUUUGCUGUUGGUCAUCUACACAGCUGUCUUCACACCCUACUCAGCUGCCUUCCUCCUCAAUGAAGAGCAGGAGGAGAAUCUUGCUGACUGCAGCUACUCAUGUGAUCCACUUUAUAUUAUUGACCUUAUUGUGGACAUCAUGUUUAUUGUUGAUAUCAUCAUUAACUUCCGCACCACAUAUGUCAAUGUCAAUGAUGAGGUAGUGAGCCAUCCAGCAAAGAUCGCCAUCCAUUACUUCAAGGGCUGGUUUCUCAUUGACAUGGUGGCAGCCAUUCCCUUUGAUUUGCUCAUCUUCCGUUCUGGAUCUGAUGAGACAACAACUUUGAUUGGCCUGCUGAAGACGGCACGGCUGCUACGGCUGGUGAGAGUAGCCCGCAAAUUGGACCGCUAUUCUGAGUAUGGGGCUGCUGUACUCUUCUUGCUCAUGUGCACUUUUGCCCUCAUUGCACAUUGGCUAGCCUGCAUUUGGUAUGCCAUUGGCAAUGUUGAACGGCCCUACAUGGAGCAUAAAAUUGGGUGGCUGGACAACCUUGGUGACCAGAUUGGCAAACGUUACAAUGACAGUGACCUCUCAUCUGGCCCUUCCAUCAAGGACAAAUAUGUGACUGCCCUCUACUUCACCUUCAGUAGUCUCACCAGUGUGGGCUUUGGCAAUGUUUCACCCAACACCAACUCUGAAAAGAUCUUCUCCAUCUGUGUCAUGUUGGUUGGCUCUCUCAUGUAUGCCAGUAUCUUUGGCAAUGUCUCCGCCAUCAUCCAGCGGCUGUACUCAGGCACAGCUCGAUACCAUACCCAGAUGCUGAGGGUUAAGGAAUUCAUUCGCUUCCACCAAAUCCCUAACCCACUGCGGCAGCGCCUUGAAGAGUACUUCCAGCAUGCCUGGUCCUACACCAACGGUAUUGAUAUGAAUGCGGUGUUGAAAGGCUUCCCAGACUGCCUGCAAGCUGACAUAUGCCUCCACCUCAACCGAACCCUGCUCCAAAACUGCAAAGCCUUCCGAGGAGCGACCAAAGGCUGCUUGCGGGCCUUGGCCAUGAAGUUCAAAACAACCCACGCACCUCCGGGGGAUACUCUUGUGCAUUACGGAGAUGUCAUCACCACCCUUUAUUUCAUCUCCCGUGGCUCCAUUGAAAUCCUCCGGGAAGAUAUUGUGGUGGCCAUCCUAGGGAAGAAUGACAUCUUUGGAGAACCUAUUAGUCUCUACGCCAGACCUGGGAAAUCAAAUGCAGAUGUCCGAGCCCUCACCUAUUGCGACUUGCAUAAGAUCCAGCGGGAGGACCUCUUGGAAGUCUUGGAUAUGUACCCAGCCUUCUCAGAUAAUUUCUGGAGUAAUCUAGAGAUAACCUUCAACCUGAGAGAUGCAGACAGUGUUCCUCGCUCACCACUCAGUGAGGAAUAUGCAUGCAACUAUCGGCGGGCAGCACGCCGCCAUAAACGUUCUAUCUGCAAAACAAACAAAACUGACCCAGAUGGCUUGGAUACAGGCAUCUCUGACCCAGAGCAGUACCAUGCUUACUCUGAGCUCACACAGCUACAGCGUCCCCAUAGCAAGGAUCAUUGGGAUGAUAUGUGUAGCACAACAACGCCCUGCUCCCAGACUAGUGAAGAGGAGACCAAAAUACCAAGCCCUACAAAGGAUGAAUUUUGCACAGCCAUUGAAAAGAACAACUAUGCCCCAGCGGUGGUAAACUUGGUUAGCGAUGGCACCAAGGCUGACAUACUGGUGACUGAUGACAACUAUGCAGCAACAACACCAUUGGAUGUUGCCAAUCUGUUCACAUUCUGGGAGGACAAGAGGCCCACCUCUCUUAUAGAGCCUCUCCAGCAUAUGUCCUUGGUACACAGCCCAACAGAAAUCCACAACCCAUUGGACCUGCCUCUAAAUACUGACGACAGGCCACAACAGAUUGAGUCCAAACUAGAGUGUCUGCAGGCUCAGCUCAGCAGACUGGAGUCUAGACUGUCUUCCGAUAUGAACCUCAUCCUGCAGCUGCUGCAGCGGCAAAUGUCUCAAGUGCCACCUUCCUAUAGUUCCAUUUCACCUUCCUCACACAACUUGGCUUUGUACAGCAUGAGUCUGAGAAGUACAGAACCUGCCUCCCCAGUAGGGGAAGAGGAACUGACUCCCACCAAGGAGACACCAAGCUAUGCAGAAAUUGAAAAAAGCCAGUUGAAAUCGAGGGACUCCUUGUCAAGUGGCAUACACCUGACUGUAGCCUCAGAUGAAACCAUGACAAUCAGCUCUGAGCAAGAGCAUUACCCACAGAUCCUACCAAACCAAGAGCCCCAUCGGCAGGCAUCAGGCAACCAGCAGGGACUUUUCCGAGGAUCUCGCUUCCCUUCCCUCCCUGAGCACCUCGAGGCACCUUCAGAGCACUUGGACAUUCAGAGACAUCUCUCUGACCCAUUGCUUCCUGCGACCUAGGAAUAAAGUUCAAGCUCAAAGCCAAGCCAAGAGGAAACUGAACUGAGGUGUUGCUUACCUCAUUUCAAUUGUUGCACUUGGAGGACACUAUUUAUGGCUCAGGGUAUUGCUUGUAGCUAUCUUCUGCCUUCUCUGUACUGAGGGCAAUUUGAAAAUGGGUUGGCUUGAUCUCAGAAAUGGUACUCCAUAGAAUAGACUUCAGGGGCACAUUUUCCUCCUCCCUAUGCUGACUGAUAUAUUCUUCUUCCUCCUCACCCCUUGUCUUGCAUCUGUUAACUGCAAGCUCCGUGGAUGUUGGGGACUACACCUACCUGUCUUUGUGUGGUACCUAGCAUAGUGGGACACUGGAACAACAUCUGUAAUAUAAUCAAGAAACAAUGGAAAAUAUAAUUUGGAGGAGGAAACUACUAAGAAACAGUCAUUUCCUUAGGUUGUAGGGGUACCAACUAUUAAUGUUCCUUUCUGAUACAACUAGUACCAGAGCCUCUCUUCAUUAUGUACGGCCCUGUGAAGGACAGAAGAGUAAAACAAUGCCAAUUUAAAAAAUACUGAACCAUACAGGAGUUGCCCUAAAAUAUAUUGAGGGCCACCUCAGAUAUUAAUAUUUUUCUUGCAUGGACAUCAUCUGUGUAGAAGAAAAAAGGACAGGAUGAAAGGGGGAAAUGUUCAGUAACAUAGAGAGAGCUACCAAUUGGAUUUCUGAGCCUGCUGUUUGUAUUCAGGUCCCCUUUGGAUGGAUGUAACCCCUGGUUUCAUGACAUUCCCUCUUAGGCCCCUGCCCCAAGUUUUAUUCCCUUCCUUCAAUAAAUUAAUCUCAACAUCCUUGUCUAUAGCCUGGAUCUAUACAUAACUGUUCAGAACUGAGUCCUGCUGAAUUCUAUGAGCUUAUUACCAAAUAAGGAACCACAGGACUGAAGCUGCAACAUAUGACUGAGGCUAAAAGGGAAAUAUUGCUCCAUGUAUUGCCUCCUAAUUUGUAAAGUGGGAGUGACACAAAUUUUAGUGAAGAG
Messenger RNA from Pogona vitticeps (central bearded dragon), 4463 nucleotides. Lineage: Eukaryota; Metazoa; Chordata; Lepidosauria; Squamata; Agamidae. The record is from RefSeq and is a predicted model, not a curated record.